GCCCUAAAAAGUUACAUUUUAUAGCAUAAGUAUGUCUAGGUUCUUUUCUUCACAGCCGCAGGAGCCGCCCCGCGCCCGCAACCGCAGCCCCGCGCGGUGUCUCCAUGGCAACCGCGCUCCCAGCGCCGCACUGCGCUGCCCACAGUGCGCGUACCCGAGAGGCGGGCCCCGCUCGGCUCCUGAUUGGCUCACUCGGCAAGGUGCUCCCAUUCUGAUUGGUGGAAACAUCCGCGCCGUGCUGCCGAAUCCGAUGUUCGCGUUGCUAUGGCUGCCAGGGGUGCUGGCGGCGAGCGUGGAGGGAUUUGUUCGCUCCUCUGCCCCGCCUCGGCCCCUCGGGCCCGGGCGGCCGCCAGUGGGUGCCUGCCCUGCGGACGGUGAGCCGAAUCGCUGUCCCGAGGGGGUUCCCUCCUCUUCCGAGAGGCUGGAGCCUCCCCCAGCAAUGCAUACUGCGGAUAGCUCAGGGACCGCUCCCCGAGUUACAGGUCCUCCACUUGCAGCAGGACAGGGUCAGCAAAAGCUGUUCCAGAGGUGCCCCACAGCACCAGCAAGGAGCAAUGCAGCAAAUACUUUUGACUACAGUAGAUUCUUUGGGAAGACAGAUACUAGCAGAUACUGGAUGAUGCAGAAGGACUUCUAUCGUGUGAAGGCGGCUCCUGAUGAAAGCAGAGACAUCAUCGCUUCUGCUCAGUCCAUCUUAGACAGAGAAAAUUAUUUUGUGAGGGAGGUGGACAGGUAUUUGAAGCACUACGAGUUCUUAAAUCUGAGAAAGAAGGAGAUCCUAUACAAGAAAUGGCUCGAGGAUGUUUCAGAGCCACUGCUGUGGAAAUUUGAGGACAAAAUGGAUAGCAAGUCGAGGGAAGAAAUACAGAAGAGGAGGGAAGAACAACUCUCUCUCUAUUUAAACUACUGUAAAAAGAAGGGCUAUGUGGCUUUGGAAGCUUAUGACCCAUCAGAAUAUGACCCGUUGUUCCUGAAGACGUGCACAGAUUGCUGGAAGGUUUCAAUACCAGCUUUACAGGAUCCUCUGUUAAAAGCUGUUCAGAAAAAGUUUAUCGAGACAGGCAUCGUCAAGCGGUGUGAGACAGGCAGACCGUGCUCUAGCAGAGAGCUGCAGGAACUGCCCCUGCUUCCUCUGAGCCGGCAGCGCGUGGAUGCGAUCGAGUGGCUGAAGGUUCCACAUGCCUACAUUGCUAGUGAGCUCCACCAGACGAGGAGCCCCAGUGCUCUGAUUCACCUCUUUUUGAAAGCUCCCUGGGUCCGCCGCUGCAGUGCACAACAGUUAAAGGAAGUCCUGCUCCACAGUGACAAGAACAUCAAAGCUCAGCUGGGAGCCGGAUGUCCUUGAACCAGGCCCACUCUCUCCCCUGAGCCCAUGCCUUGGAGCUUUACGCCUCUUGCUGGCCCGAGCCUUUGUCCAGCGUAAUUGUUAGAGCAAUUAUGGGCUAACAGCGAGUUCUAGAAGGGAAACUGGUCACAAAGGCAAACAUUUCCUGGAGUAACUCAGCGUGGGAAAGAGCGAGUGCAGGAAGCUGUGCUGGGCGAUGGCAGCCUUGCUCUUGGGUUGAGUGACAAUAGUUUUUAUUUCUGCUUGAAGGCUGAGAGUCGUGGACCACCACGAAGACAGUAAGAGCACAUGUUGCUACCUCUCCUCCAGCUGACUGCAGCAGCAAGCGCAGCCAUCAGAAGGUACUGUCCCCAAAAUAUACACUGGGUCUUCUGCCAAAGCAAGUGACAGCGGGCCAGGUCUUCCGGAGAACUGCAAUAAACUCCUUGUCUUAAACUAGAGCUUCUGCAGUACUGUUACCCAGCAGUCAAAUAAAUGUAUGAAAUACUGCUGCCAUUACUUCCGGCAGAGCGCAGGGGCAAUGGCAAAGCUCACAUUUAGCUUCAGGUGUUGCAGCACUGCAUGGAGCUGUUGGUGCCCUAGAGAUUCAGGUCCUGUUCUGCUGUAGCCCCCAGCUCCACGCUGCUGUGACUGCACAGGAGCUCUGAUGUCGAAGCCUGAAAACAGCAGCAGCUCCGCUCUCCCACAGUACAGACACAAUCUCUCAAGCAUUGCCAAGAUUUAGUUUUAUUUAGGAUUAGAAAUACUGAACCACAGAAAACUGUUAAAAGUAACAGAGGUUGACUCAGCUCUGUAACAGGAGGGCACACAGAUGGCAGUCAAGUGUGGAGCUGUCAGACACCGGGAGGCAUUGCUGCACCCACGGAAAACAAGGGCACCUGCUGCUCAGAACUGCACGCCGUGCUUUUUGAACAAAGCAGCUGAAGGAGGCAGUACAAUGGUCACAACGUAUCAAACCCUUUACAAACAAUCUUUUUAAAAUCAGCCCUGGUUUUGGUGCCCGGAAGAAAGUUGUUGCUCACAACCCGUCUCACCUUACAGAUGAACGCUGCGCUAACAGUUCCUCCGAGCAAACGUUUUACACUUUUAAUAAACUCUUCUUGAAUUUAAUUCCA
This is a messenger RNA of Numida meleagris (helmeted guineafowl), 2460 nucleotides long. It is a transcript of the gene FAM228B, whose product is annotated as family with sequence similarity 228 member B. Lineage: Eukaryota; Metazoa; Chordata; Aves; Galliformes; Numididae. The coding region runs from base 32 to 1345 and encodes 437 amino acids. The record is from RefSeq and is a predicted model, not a curated record. The transcript has 9 exons.